This is a messenger RNA of Liolophura sinensis, 918 nucleotides long. Its product is annotated as inactive pancreatic lipase-related protein 1-like. Gene Ontology annotation, biological process: lipid catabolic process. Gene Ontology annotation, molecular function: protein binding; lipase activity. NCBI's taxonomy places the organism in Eukaryota, Metazoa, Mollusca, Polyplacophora, Chitonida, Chitonidae. Bases 1 to 918 code for a protein of 305 amino acids. The record is from RefSeq and is a predicted model, not a curated record. The transcript is spliced from 7 exons.
AUGCUCUCCGUGGACGACUAUGUCGAGCUGUUUAAUAAGUUUGACGGCAACGGCGAUGCUUCAAAGCGGUUGGACCCUGCCGAGCCCAACUUUAAAGGAAAAGACAAAUCCAUUAUUCUAGACCCGUCGGAUGCUCAUUUCGUGGACGUCAUUCACUCGGACGGAACGCCAUUUGUUGGAUUACAAGGCUUCGGAUUAGCAAACCCGGCAGGUCACGUGGACUUCUACCCAAAUGGCGGUCAGCAUCAGCCGGGAUGUUCCCAGGACCCGUUGGGAAGUGCAAUCGGCGACAUCUUACAUGGAGGACUGUCAGGUGUGUCGAAAGACCUCUCCUGUAGUCACGGGAGGUCGCAUGAUUUCUAUGUGGAAUCCAUCUUGUCUCAUUGCCCAUUUCGCGGUCACCCAUGUAACAGUUUUGAGGAUUUCAGCGCCGGAAAAUGUACGGGAUGUGGGAGUCACGGAUGUGCGAUGAUGGGAUUUCCAGCCCACAGUCAAGGGCCCAAGGGCAAAUUCUACCUUGCAACCAGACCAAAGACCCCGUAUUGUGGCUAUGAAUAUUACAUCGAGUUGCGAAUGGCUAGUCGAAACAUGGAGAUUACUUACGGAGAUGUCUUCGUCACGCUGAUUGGCUCCAAAGGACAAAGUGAAGAGACGAGGUUUUUGCGAGGGUCUCAGAAGUUAGCAAAGGGGACAACUGAACGCUAUGUUGUGUCUGUGGCUAAAGACGUUGGAACCAUUUCUCAGGUCAAGAUAAGAUUUAAUCGUGUCACUGGAUUUGUGGCGUUCGGGACAACAGACGACUUUGCUGUGCACAGCAUCACAGUGAGACCGGAAGCAGGAGGAUCUAGUCGAAAAUUGUGUGGACAUGAUGAGUUGGUACAUGGAACUCGUGCGCUGACAUCACAGUCCGGCUGCUGA